Racocetra persica is the source of this 666-nucleotide messenger RNA. NCBI's taxonomy places the organism in Eukaryota, Fungi, Glomeromycota, Glomeromycetes, Diversisporales, Gigasporaceae. The record is from the annotation of a GenBank genome assembly.
UUAAUUGAUGUCGUUAAAACCAAUUUCUUUACGAUCGUGCUUUUGACUAUUUUUACCAAUGUAAUCCAAUAUUACAUUAAUUAUUUUAAUCGACCCUCAAAAAUUCCUGGUCCACUUCCUUUACCAAUUAUUGGAAAUCUUCAUCAAUUUGACGCAAAUUUUACAGUAUCAUUAAAAAGAUUCCAUGAAAAAUAUGGCGACUUUUACGAAUUUUAUAUGGGAAGCGCACAUAAUAUUGUUAUUAGUAGACCUGAUUUAGCGGAAAAAUUGUUUAGACCUGCGUCUCUUAAAAAUACGAAAUUUAUUUUGCGCACUUCAUAUAGUGAAGGUUUAAAUGAGCUUGACGUAGGUACAAAAGGAAUGGUAUUCAAUCGUAAUAUUGAAGAUUGGGUUCUCAAUAGAAGAUUUAUGAAUAUUAUUUCUAAACCUUCAUUUUUACGUGAAUCAAUCAAUUUAUCAAAUAAAGUUAUUGAUCAAGUGUUUGAAUAUUGGAAAAUCAUUGAAAAAGAAGGAAUGCAAAUUGACGUUUGUGAGUGGUUAAAUACUGUGGGUGCUGAUAUCGUUUCAACAACUGCAACUGGAAAAAGUAUGGCAGCUGCAACUAAAUUAUUUAAUUCAUUAAAUAUUGAGAAUAAAAAAUCUUUACAAGGAAUUUGGGAAAACGGC